AAUGUGGAGUGUGGAUUGGAAACCCGUACUUCACUUCGUCAAAUAAAUGUGAAAAUGACGAUGUAAUUAAACGAUUACUAUAAUUAAAAGCCAAUACGAACGAUACUGAAACGAUUAUUACAAUCAUUGACGAAAUUAAUUUAUUGAUAUACAAUAAACAGUUACAAUGGUGUAUACAUCGCUAACUAAAUUCAAUAUUCAAGAUCUAGUGCCAGGAUCAACAAAAACAAGCGGAAAAAAGAUUGAUACGGAUGCGAUUUUACCAUAUUUUAUUGUACCGGGAUUAUUGUUAAUAGCUACAAUAUCACGUACAGUCACUAUUACAGUUAUGGUAGUGAUUGCCAUGGGUGCUUUAUACGUACAGUCCAGACCGCGACAGAAAAACAGGUCCUCAUUUUUCUUCUCAUGGACAUUAUCAUCUGCAGUUUGUUUGUUCCUAAUAUUUGAGAAUGGUAUUUUGGGUUUCUUUGAAAUAACUAUGUUGGAAAAUUUUAUAUUCCUAGUACUUUUGGCUUGCACUUUAUAUUUCUUCUACAAAAUGAAAAUAAUUGCUGAAAAUGAACUGACUGGAACUGGAACCAAAGGAAAGGAGUACAGCCCAGUUUUGACAUCAGAUUCACAUUAUUGUCAAAUAUGUCAAAUUGAGGUGAAUGAAAGAUUCUUCCAUUCAAUAUGGUGGGACUGCUGUGUACUAAGACCUAACUAUAUUCACUUUCUUGCUGGUCAUAUAUUUGCUUUUGCCACACUUCUGCUUGGAACCAACUUGGGUCUAACAACAGUUUGUCAACCCUUCAUACUAUAUGAAGCAAUUCUCAUGCCUCUUGAUUGUGAAGAUAUCUACUAUGACUUCAACAUGUCGAUAUCCUUCGUUGCCUGUGUCUAUGCAUUAGGAUAUGCAUUAGUCAUUGCCGUGGUUUUAAUUCGACAACUGAUAGUCUACCUGCCAAAAUACAGCGAACCACAAUGGAAAAAACUAGUCAAUGUGCUCAAUGUAUGAAGGAAAACAUGGAUUUCUUGAGUUGUACUUAUGUUGUAUCAUUUAAAAUGCGCUUUAGUGCCUCAGUUCUACGCGUUCAUUUUAAGAUUGAUUGUGAAUUAAUUCUGCAAUAUGAAUGCAUUUAAUUUAAGUAUUUAUUUUAGCUAUAAAAUCGUAAGACCGAUUUUAAAAAUCAUUUGGAAAUUCCAAAGGUAAUUUCCUGAACUAAGUUAAUAUACCAUUUCUAUAAAUAUAAUAACAUAUCGUACUCGAUUAUUUUAUGUUGUAAUAUUAUUUCAAUGGGUACAUAAUAAAUUUUCUUUGUAAAACAUUUUUAUAUACCUACGUUUAUACCACUGUACUGUAAGUAUAAUUUGAUCAACUUAUUAUACUCGUAAUUGUUGGUGACAUUCACUCAUUAAUUGCCGUUCUGUUCUUAGAUACUAGAUGAGCAGAACAAAUUAAUUAGAAGGAUGAAGAAAUUGUGUUAAACCGAUUUAAUUAUUCAAUCCAAACCCCUCACUGUAAGUAAACGCCGAAUCGUAGCUAAGGUUCUAAACAUAUUCUAAAGCGUUUUGUAUUUCAAGGGAUAGUUACAAUAAUUUGCAGAGAUAAGGUUGAAUUCGCUGUGACGUUGUGAGACUUGCGUUAUUAUGAAUGGACCCUGGUGAAAU
Messenger RNA from Spodoptera litura, 1650 nucleotides. It is a transcript of the gene GABPI, whose product is annotated as zinc finger DHHC-type palmitoyltransferase GABPI. The record is from RefSeq and is a predicted model, not a curated record. Lineage: Eukaryota; Metazoa; Arthropoda; Insecta; Lepidoptera; Noctuidae.